Molecule: messenger RNA, 1932 nt
Organism: Heteronotia binoei (common prickly gecko)
Lineage: Eukaryota; Metazoa; Chordata; Lepidosauria; Squamata; Gekkonidae
Gene: FIBIN
Product: fin bud initiation factor homolog
Exons: 1
Coding region: 384-1037 (217 amino acids)
Source: RefSeq, a predicted model, not a curated record
AGUCAGUCUAGCUAAAACCUGGAGGCUGGCUUUCUAAGUCUCCCUCGUUUUGCUUGUAAAUUUCAAUAGCUUGGAAGAGAGGAGAGAGUGGAAGGGAAAAAAGUGGUGGAGGUGGCUGGGAGAAGCCGCAGAGAAAUAGAAGCAACUCCCUCUUAGUUACUCUGCAAAAGAGCGAGUGAGCCGGUGCCAGAAAGAUCUUAGAGAAAGGGGGCUCUCGAUUUCAGGGAGCUUGGGAGGGCAUCCCAGCCAGCCCCAAUGAAACCCCGCAUGAAGCGCCCCUCCAGCCAGAGGACUUGAUCUGCCUCCUUUGGAGGGGGGGGGGAGCAAGAGAUUCCUCUCCGGCUCAUCUGCCUAAGCGCUGUGCCCGGAGAGCCGCCGUCGGGAUGCCGCUCAGGCUGAGCUCGGUGUGGCUGCUGAGCUGCUUGGCCAGCCUGUGCCGCGGUUAUUUCGACGGGCCGCUGUACCCGGAGAUGUCCAACGGGACGCUGCACCAUUACUUCGUGCCUGACGGAGACUACGAGGAGAACGACGACCCAGAGAAGUGCCAGCUGCUCUUCAGGGUGAGCGACCGGCUGCGCUGCUCGGCGGGAGGGGAAGCGCAGCAGCGGCUGAACUACCAGGCGGCGCCCAGCCUGACCCUGCGGGAGGAGUUCACCAUCCUGGGCCGGCAGGUGGAGGAUGCGGCACGAGUGCUGGAAGGCAUCCGCAAGAGCAUCUCCUACGACCUGGACGGCGAGGAGAGCUACGGAAAGUACCUGCGCCGGGAGUCUACGCAGAUCGGCGACGCCUACGCCAACUCGGACAAGUCGCUGGGCGAGUUGGAGAACAAGUUCCGGCAAGGGCAGGAGCACGAGAGCCGCGAGGAGAGCCGCCUCAACGACGACUUCCUGGGCAUGCUGGUGCACACGCGCGCCCUCCUCAAGGAGACCCUGGCCAUCUCGGCGGGCCUCAGGGACAAGUACGAGCUACUCGCGCUCACCGUCCGCAGCCACGGCACGCGCCUCAGCCGCCUGAAGACUGAGUACCUGAAAGGCUGAGCGCCUGGCCAUCGCCUACCCUCGCCCUCCCGCCACAGGGAACCCCGCUGUGCGUUCGGGGGGCGGGGGGGGGGUGGAAGAGAAGCGACUCCUCUCCAAAGCUAUCCUCCUUCUAUCAUUAAUGCAGCUGCUGCACUCCAGGAAUUUCAUCCAUUUGUUGCAUUUGGAUAAGCUUACAUAAACUUAAGAGGGGGUAUCUUAUGCUUUUAAAUGACGCGUUCAUGAGUCACAGCAAGCGCCAUCUCAGACGAGGCAUUCCUCCUGUGUAAUGCUUCUUUUAAGAUGGCACUGGUCUCCCAUGAUUGUGUAAGAAGUACAUUACAACUAACUGUUUAAAACAAGUUAGCUGAUGAAUCACAGGCAUCAAUCUUACAAAAGUUUUUAAACAAUGGCUCUGACUCAUGUACUUACAGUUGCAAUCCUAUGCAGAGUUCCUUCAGUCUACACCCAUUUAUGUCUAGAUUUUAGCCAGUGUCGCUCUGCUCUGCAUUGGAUUGCACUGUUAAUUUUGUAGCUUUGUUUAUUACCAUUGUUACUAUUAUAAAUUCUUUGAUGUCACUAAUAUAAUCAUUCAUGUGUAGCACUUGGUUAUACUCAGUCCUCUGCCUUGAUCAGGACUGGAAGUCCCAUUCAGCAGAGAGGCACUGGUUUGCCUCAGGGGACAGAUUUGUUGGGAUUAUUAAAAGACAACAAAGUAUUCACUUGAGUAUAUUUUUAAUCAUCAUGAUGGCUUCCACUUCUGCAUGACCAAAAUGAUCUGCCUCCUAUGCCUGCCAACUUUCUGACAAGCAGGAAUUCAACAUGUUACUUUCCCUUACUGCUGCAUCUUUGUACCAGUGAAAGCUUCACUUGUUGGAUUUUCAUUUGUCAUUAAAGGCAUGACAGGCCCAUGAAG